This is a messenger RNA of Tetrahymena thermophila SB210, 4827 nucleotides long. Its product is annotated as kinase domain protein. The record is from RefSeq and is a predicted model, not a curated record. NCBI's taxonomy places the organism in Eukaryota, Ciliophora, Oligohymenophorea, Hymenostomatida, Tetrahymenidae. Gene Ontology annotation, molecular function: ATP binding; protein kinase activity. The transcript has 4 exons. Gene Ontology annotation, biological process: protein phosphorylation.
AUGAUUCUAGAGAAUAUUCAAAACUAGUUUUUCAAUAUUCUCAAAAUUUUAGUUGGUAAAACAACAACAUCAGAGCAGAUAGCAAUGAAAUAUGAAUUGAUUUAUAAACUGCUAUAAACUUAAGCCCACUCAGAUUAAAUGAGUUCCCUCCAUUUUUAAUCUUGCAACAAUAAGGAUUAAAUUUUCAAGAUCAUCUAAUCAUCAGGGAUGUUAAACAAUCUUAAAAUAAUAUUGCAAUUAAUGCUGAUAAUGCCUCGAUUAAAAGUUUAACUUAAUAAAUUAGCAGAAGGAAUUACUCAUUUAACUGAAAUUAAGCUUUGCAAGAUUGAUUUAGGCUUACCCUUUCUCUAAAGCAGAAUAAAUGCCUUUUAAGCUAAGCAUCUAAAUAAUAAAUAGUAUAAAGCAUCAGCAGCAUAACUAUAGGUAUCUCUUACUUGUUAAAAUAAUUAUUUCUCACCAUACUAAAAGAAAGAAGACCAAUACUAAAUAAAAUUCUUAAAAAUGAAAAAUAAUCUGAAUCUAGAACAUGUAAUUUUAAAAGAGAAUAUCAAAUUAAACUAUUAAAAUAGUUAUUGUUUUCUUAAAGCAGCAAGACAAGUUAAUAGUAAGGCAGUUUCUAAAACUAAUUUAUAAUUCUCUGUUGAUUAAUAAUAACCAUUUAAUAAAGAUAAUGAUACUAAAUUAAUCAUUCAACAAAAUAAGGACAUCAUAAAUAAAUUAUCCUAACCAAAACUAAAUAAGUUAAGAAAUGCUCUUUUAAUUGGAUAAAAACCAAGAAUUAUAAAAAUUUUGUAAAAAGAAAAAGCAAUAUCUAAUAAAAAUAAAUCAUAAUUGUUUGGAGGAAGUAAAAAUCAAAAAGAUUUUGAUAGCUAUUAAAAAACAAUCUUUAAGAAAAAUAGAAAAAAAAUUAGCUCAUUAAUAAAUACUAAUGUAGAGGAGAAUAAAAUUAAAGUUGAAUUUAAUGAAACUUAAAAUGAACAAAAUUAUUCUAAUACUCAAUAAGGAAAAAAUUAUGAAUUUAAUAAGGAACUAGAAUAAUUUUUUUUAAAUUGGCCCAAGUAUAUAAAAAUAAUUCAAAAGUACGAUUAAAGUUUGAAAAUGAAAAAAUACAAAAUUUUAGUUGAAUAAAAGGGAGAAUAGCCUUAAAGCACUAAAAUUAUCUAAUAAUCAUCUUAAACAGCUUUUCAGUUAUCAAACUAAGGUAUUUACAUUUCUAAUUAAAAAACUUCUUCUUAAUUUGGAUAAAAAGGCAUUCAAAGAUGUGAAUUCCUCAAAGAAAUUCUAAAUGCCAAAUAAUAAAAUCAAGAAAAUAAAAAGAAUUAACCAAUUAAACAAACAAAAAAUCUUGAUGAUUAUUCUGAGCAAUUUUUAAGAUAAAUAUUUAAAUUUGGUGAUCAUAUCAAUAGUGGAGGGGAGGCAGAUAUUUUUACAAAUCAAAAUGAUAACAAUAUUGCAUAUAGAGUAAUUAAAUUAAAUGGAGAUGAGGAUCUAAGGAAAUAAGAAAAAGAAUUAUUAAGAUUUUAGGAAUUAUAAGAAUAAAAUAUUUUAAAUUUAAAUAGUUCUCAUCUAAUAGAAGAUAAAGUUAAUCAUACUAAAUAUAUCAUUUAUGCUAUGUAAAAAUGUUAAAUGAGUCUUCAAGAUGAAAUAUUAUCAAAAAAAGUUUUUAGUCUUAGAGAAACUUUAAAAUUUAUUUCUACUGCAUUUCAUUUAUUGAUUGUACUUAGAUAAAAGUAUAUUUAUCAUUCAGAUAUUAAACCAGGAAAUAUCUUAAAAUUUGAUGAUAAUAAUUACUAAUUAUCUGAUUUUGGUGCUUCAUAAUAAGUUGAUUUUAUUGACCCUUUUUGUGAUUUUGAAAUGUAUACACCUGGUUUUAUACCAUAAAAAAAUAAGAAUUUACCUUUUUAUCAUGAUAUGUAUUCUUUUGGUAAAACUAUCCAAAAGUUAUUAAUGUAAUCAGAGAAUCAAUCAGAAAUUUCUGAUUUUUUAAAUAAAUUUAAAGAUGAAGAAAUUUGUAAAGAUGAUGAAAAUUCUAUUAAUGUAGAUUGCUUUGAGUUGCCAAGAAAGUUUAUAAAUAUUUUAAUGGAAUUUACUAAUCAUGAAGUAAAGGCAUUCUUAGAGGAAUAUUUAAAAUAGAUAGAACAAUUCUUAGUCAUCAAAAAAGAAAAUAAAGUAUUUCAGUAUGAAUCAUAAUAUUAAUAUGCUGAAAUAGCUCUUUUCAUUAUUUUAAAAAGUCAAGAUAACAAUUAGUAGAGUCAGUUAACUUCAAUUAAAAUUAAGGCACUGAUAACUAAAAGUUAUAUUUUAUGUAAAAGAAAACAAUAUUAAUAAUCUCUCUAAAUAAUUAAUGAAAUUUUUAGAGAAGAUUUUGAAGAUAAUAGUGAGUCAGAAAUCCUAAUAAAAUCAAUUAGAAUUGUAACUAAGAUCUUAAUAAAGCUAAAUAAUAAGACAAAAUUAUCAUAAGAAAAUUAAAAUAAACUGAUUGAAUUAAUUAAAUUAGCUAAUAUAGGUGAAGAAUUUGAUAAAUUAAAAAUAAAGAUAAUAGAGCUUCUAUUGCUAAAAUCAAAUGAUAUAUAUCCAAUCAUUAGAAAUUUUUAUGAUUCUCUAAAAAAAUAAGUUGAAAACUAGGAGUUUGAUAUAGUUUAUAGAAUAAUUAUCAAAUUGAUUAGGUAUUUAAGAAAAUAAAAUUGUUAUGAAAAAUCUCUUUAUUAUUUAAUUUAAUUUAUUAAAGAUGAUAAAACAAAUCAGGAUUCUUAUUACAAGUAAAAAUUACUGAAAGAAAUGGGCUUAUACCUUUACAAAUUUCUUUUUUAAAAUGAAUAGCUAGACAUAAAAUUAUAAGUUAAAUAUGAAAAAGAAAUUUUACUCUUGCCAUUAAUUAUUUUUAAUUGCUUGAAUGACAUUAAGCUAAAAAAAUCAAAUUUAUAAAUUUAAUUUGAUAAAAGUAUUUGGUAAUUAUAUUCAAUAAUUAUAAAGCUAUAAGAAUUAAAUAUUUAUAGCUUUGAUGAACGCAAUAAUAUUUUAAAUAAUUUAGAAAAAAAAUUUAAAAAUAUAAUGGUUAAAAUAGAAGAUAAUAACUAAUUGCCAUAUAAAGAAUAUGUUUUAUACAACAAACUUAAUUACUAUGAAAAGUAUCUGAAAAGAAAUAAUAUAAAAAAUUAUUAGUUUUUUAAUGAAGAAGAAAUUAGAUACAAAGAAAAACAAAUAAUUUAAUCAAUAAGUCUUAUUUAAUAAACAAUUAUUAUGGAUAACAAAUAAAAUAAAAAUGAAACAAAUAGUGAGAUAUGUUAAAAUCAAAAAGAAGCAAUGAGCUUGCUUAAUUUGAUAACAUACUUUGAAAGUAAAGAAAUAAGUCUAAAUUAUAUAGGUUCUUUAGAAAAAUUCAAUGAAGAGUUUGAAUCACUUAAUUCUUAGCUCAAUUUUUAUAAUAUAAUAUAUUACGAUCUAAAAAAGUAAUUAUUUAAAUUAAAAUCGUUUUGCUAAAAAAGAAAUUUAAAUUUAUUUAUUUUAAAUAAUUUUUUUUUUGUCAAUAUUUAAUUUUAGUUAUUAUUAAAAUAAAGCUUGUAUGAAAAAGAGAAGAUUUUUAUAGAAAUUACGAAUUUAAAUAUUGAAAUACUUGAUUAAGAUGAGUGUGAAUAUUACUAAAUUGAGAAGGAAGGAUCUUUAAGUUUAAUAAUAAAGUAAAAUUAUUUGGUUCAUUUAAUUCAUUAAAUUGAAUAAAUUACAUAUUUUUAAAAAUUCUUCAUAUUUUUUAGAUUUUAAAUAUUUUACUAAAAAUUAAAUAAAUUUCAUGAUAAAUUAUUGAUUAUCUAUUAAUUGCUCAAAGUCAUAUUUAUUAAAUAAAAUAUUAAUAGUGAGUUUAGUAAAGAAAGCUUAUUAAAUAAUCCAUAUUUUACUUUUCUUACAUAAAAUUUGAGAAAAGUACAAGCUCUCAAAUUCAAAUACUAAUUCAAGUAAGCAAUUCUGUUUAAAGAUUAAAUUAAUUUAUAUUAUUUAAAUAUUAUUAUUCAUAAUAGAUUUCUCUUUGAUUUUUAGUCUCGUGGAGAAAAUUAUUAACUUGAUAUCUUAAAUAAAUUGAAUUUUUAUUUUGAAUGGUUUAGGCUAACUAAAAUUCUAAAUAACAUCACUCAUUUAACACUCGAUUUUAGGUAAUUAGUUUUAUUAAUUAGAUAGUUCUCUACUUUUUAUUCUAAAUUAUAUUUUUACUUUUCUUCAUUUAUAAAUAAAUAAAAUCGAUAUGUUUUUAUAUAUUUAAUAUAUAUGAUAGAUUUUUUAAAUUUGGUACAUAUUAGAUGUCUAAAUUAUUAUGAAAUUAUAUAAAUUUUUUAUUUUAUAAAAUGCUUAAAUAAUUUUAUAAGAAUUAUUAUUAUCUUAGCAUUAAAAUUUUAGAAUUAAUACUCUGCCAACAUUUUAAAUUUAUUUUAUUUAUCAUAAAAUUUUUAAAAGAAAGUUUAAAUUAAAAAUAAUAUAAUGAAUUCAUUUAAGAAUUUAAUUUUUCUUCUUUAAAUAACAAUAAAACAUUUUCUUUUAUUUUAGCAUUUUUUUUAUUAAACAUUAAAAAGAACCAGUAGGUUUAUGAAAAAAAAUUAUUACUAAUAUUUCAAAUAUUAUCUUUAUUUUAUUUUCAUAAUUAUAAUAGUGAAAUACAAGCCUUAUUAUAAAAAGAAAUAGAUUAGAAUUAACAGGAAAUUUUAUAUCAUUUUAAUUAGAUGUGCCCAAGAAUUACUGAAUUAAAUAUUAGUUAUAAGUAAAUUUCACUUUUUCAAAACAAAAUAAUAAAUUAAUAUUAGUAUUCUUAAAUUAACAACUUAACUAAUUAAAAUUAUUUGA